AUCGUCCUUGUUCCUAGAUUUGUAUUUUACGAUAAAAGUUAUUCAUUUGGUGUCUGGGUUAAGUUAGCUGUCUCCAAGGGUCACAUUAUUAUUAGUGAUGACAAUGGCCACGCGAGCGCUCGAUCCUUCAACUUUAGAAUAGACAACACUAACAAACUAGAAGUGGUUAUGUUUUUUGGAGACGGCUCGCACCGAAUUCUCGCUGCAUCUAAUGGGAAAGUUCCCAUCAAUCAGUGGUUUCACAUCGGCGUUACCUUUGAUAUUGAUGCACAUAGGGUAAAGAUUUACCUUAAUGGUACACUUGACAAAAACCAUGUCGGUAGCUCCCCAGCCAGGAACAUGAAUCUAUAUGCUCCCACCAAUUAUUGGAUUGGAAAAGUCAGCUAUUCGAGUUCCGCAUUCUUCAAAGGCUGGAUGAAAGACUUAUUAAUGAUUCCCAGGGUUUUGGAAGAUUCCGAAAUGAAAGCUCUUGCAGAUGCAGAGCGAAGAGCCUGGAUUGGACUCAACGAUAAAGCAAACGAAGGGGUACUUCAGUGGGCCGACGAAUCACCCCUGACUUAUAAGAACRUGAAACAAUUGAACACAGAGACGAGAGACUGCAGUGCAGCGAUACUAGUGGAAAACUUCCCUGAAGAAUGGAGCAUGAGAGACUGUCGAGAAGAAUCGUUUUUCAUUUGCAGAAAAUAACAAAAACAAAUUUGAAGAAAAUGCUUUCUCAUUUUGAUAAUAGGUAGAGACUCAGAUGUUCAAGGCGCAUUUCGAAAGUGUAAAAAAAUAAUUUUGGAGCACGAAAGAUKUUGCGAGUAGAAAUAACAAGCCAAGAAAUUCUUAGUGUUUUCUCAAAAUAUUCCAAAUAGAGGUAGUUAGAAUGUCAAACCACCAACAAAACAACUGUAAUCUUUGGGACAGCAUUCUAAACGAUGGAGAUCUUUACAAGGACUGGUCCGACUGUCUUGGUUUGGACACGUGGCCAGGUUCCUCUCCAUCCGUAUCCCUGAUACCUAUCAAUAAUUCCUCGUCUGGGAGGCUCUSGGCAGGCKRCAUAUACUGACAAGAAGGCAUGGURUGAGAUGAWUGAAUUGAGUCGAUAUUCAUCACACUGUUUCAAAAACGUCGGUUAUAAAUAAACCUAAA
Exaiptasia diaphana is the source of this 1134-nucleotide messenger RNA. RefSeq names its product secretory phospholipase A2 receptor-like. NCBI's taxonomy places the organism in Eukaryota, Metazoa, Cnidaria, Anthozoa, Actiniaria, Aiptasiidae. The transcript is spliced from 3 exons. The coding region runs from base 169 to 687 and encodes 172 amino acids. The record is from RefSeq and is a predicted model, not a curated record.